AUGCUGCAAGGAAGAGCCCUCCAAAUAGCCCAGGUGGCCCUGAUCGUCGCCCCGGCCUUCAUCCUCUUCGGUUAUAACCAAGCUGGUGUUGGUCCCUUGGCCACCUUGCAGAGCUGGGUGCACACCUUCCCCGAAAUCGACGCCACCAACACCGAAGGCGCGCUGAAAUCCCACAACUCGACAAGCAAGGGAGCAGUAGUUGCAUCAUUCCAGAUCGGUGCUCUCAUCGGUGCUUUGUCAUGCGCGCUGCUUAGUGAACGCAUCGGGCGGCGUAAGACCAUCUUCCUCGGCGGGAUCUUGUACAUCAUCGGACAGGUGCUGCAGACUGCUGCUUAUGGCGUUGAGCAAUUCACUGUUGGACGUGUGAUUCUUGGUAUCGGUAUUGGACAGUUCAGUGUUGCUGUUCCCGUGUGGCAGUCUGAAUGCUCGUCGGCGAAGAAUCGUGGUCAGCAUGUCGUUACCGAUGGUAUCUUCAUCUGUCUGGGUUAUGCGCUGUGCAACUGGAUCGACUUCGGUCUGAGCAAGGCAUCUGGCACGAUCCAAUGGCGUGUGCCCUUGGCCAUUUCGUUCGUCUGGGUGUUGAUGAUCAUGUGUUCCGUCUUCUUCCUCCCUGAGUCACCUCGUUGGUUGGUGCGUGUCAACCGCUCCGAAGAAGCCACGGCCAGUCUGGCACAGUACAAGGGUCUUCCUGAAGACGAUGAGACUAUCCGACUUGAAAUCGUGGGCAUCGAAACCUCGCUCGAGAUGGCGCAGCAAUCCAUCUCGUUCAAGGAGAUGCUCGCCAACAAGGACGGAGAGCGUCUCCUCUGGCGCUUCUUUCUCUGCAUGGCUCUUCAGUUCUUCCAACAGAUGUGUGGUGGUAACCUCAUCUCUGUGUAUGCGUCGACCAUCUUCGAGGAGAACCUCGGCCUGUCCUCCGAUCUGUCCAAGAUAUUGGCCGCCUGCGCCCUUACCUGGAAGUUCCUCUGCAGUUUCAUCGCGUAUGUUACGAUCGAUCGACUCGGUCGCCGUGCUGUUUUCAUGAUCAGUGGUACCGGCAUGUGCGUCUGCAUGAUCGUCCUCGCCAUCACCAACUCCUUCGGCUCCGACAACAAAAAAGCAUCCAUCGUCUCCGCCCUCUUCAUCUUCCUCUUCAACUCGUUCUAUCCCAUCGGCUUUUUGGGCGGCAACUUUCUGUACUGCACUGAGAUUGCUCCGGUCAAAUUGAGAGUAGCAAUGUCUUCGAUGUCGACUGCGAACCACUGGUUGUGGAAUUUUGUCGUUGUCAUGAUCACCCCCGUCGCGCUGGACACCAUCGGAUACCAGUACUACAUCAUGUACGCGGUCAUCUCAGCCUGUAUCCCGAUCAUCGUGUACUUCUGGUACCCUGAGACCAUGAACCGAAACCUCGAAUCGAUCAAUCACGUCUUCCGGGACGCUUCCUCGACAUGGAAGAUUGUCUCCAUGGCGCGGCACUUGCCCCAAGGCGAGGCGACAGAGGUCGCAAUGAUGGAAAACAGCAAGGAGAAGUUCGAAGUGGAACAGAAGGAAACGGUUUAA
This is a messenger RNA of Aspergillus chevalieri, 1539 nucleotides long. Its product is annotated as sugar porter family MFS transporter. Gene Ontology annotation, biological process: carbohydrate transport; transmembrane transport. Gene Ontology annotation, cellular component: membrane. Lineage: Eukaryota; Fungi; Ascomycota; Eurotiomycetes; Eurotiales; Aspergillaceae. The transcript has a single exon. Gene Ontology annotation, molecular function: carbohydrate:proton symporter activity. The record is from RefSeq and is a predicted model, not a curated record. The coding region runs from base 1 to 1539 and encodes 512 amino acids.